AUGUCGGGAAAGGGUAUUUUACAAGUUUUAAGUUUCAAUUACAUCCCUACUGUUUUGAUUGUGAUAUCACUCUAUUACUGAAAAGUUUUGGAAUUGUUUUUGUUUUCUAUUGGAUGUUUCCGUUAAAUUAUACUGCUGAAAUUUAGUUUUCUGGUUGCUAGAUAUACAGAAUUACAACAACCAUGGAGGAACCGAAAGACGAGGGCAAAAAAUCCUUGGCAGAUGCCACGAGACAAGACAUGCAGAAGGAAGCUGACGCUACCAGGUACAAAGUGGAAGAAAUUCGUCAGAAAAUAGAGAGCUUGAGAAAGCGCAAAAUCGAGAAUGAAGUGCAGGUCAUCGAAGGUCAGCCCUGCGAGGUUGUGACUGUCAGCGAAGACUCACAUUCAGAGGACAGCAGCAGUCCUGUGAAGAAGGCAAAACCUGAGGAAAAGCUGCCGAGCUUCACUCCAAUGGUGCAUGCAACGUUCAAGCCGCUCAUUGAACAGACUCAUUUAGAGCAACACAAGAAAAAUGUUGAGGUUGUCAGCUUGGACGACGAGAACAGUGAACCGGUGGCAAAUGUAAUUAAUGAAACACCAGAGGAGCCGAUGGUAGAAGCGCCAGUGGUAGCAGAGCCCGCCGAGAGAAGAAAUGGUGCUCUCGGACGGCCUUUAGUGAAAAUCACUUUUUACGAUAGAGUUCUGGCCAAUGAAUAUGCAGCAUUGAUAAAGGACGCUGUUGCUCAAACUCUGUCCAUUCCAAGCUCUGCCAAAUCUGGAAAUAAAUCCGGGUCGGUGCAAUUGGAGUAUGUUAUUCGCGAGUCGGACCUGAACGAUGAAAACACCCAGCUGGAGGGGCAAACGUUCACCCUGGACACGGAACCUGUAACCGCUGCUUUGAAGUGGAAGGUGCCGUCGUACUCGCAGUCUUUUAAAACGAUCGAUGGUCAAGAGGGUGACAAGCAGGAGGAGGAACCUGAAAAAAGGUCAGGAGGAGCAUGUUUCAACUGCAGUGGAAGUCACAUGAUAUCUGACUGUCCAAAACCGAUAGAUCAAAAAGUUGUAAAUGAAAACCGGGCCAAAUUUAGAUCGUCAGGCAAUCAAUUGAUGAGAACUAGUCGUUACCACGCUGACGAAGAACAAAAGUACUCCAAUCACCGUCCAGGACAAAUAAGUAACGAGCUGCGGCAGGCACUGGGCUUGCGGCCGGAACAAUUGCCGCUGCACACGUACUGCAUGAGGCUUUACGGCUACCCUCCAGGCUGGCUUGAGGAGGCGCGAGUCAAGCACUCGGGCAUAUCCUUGAUAGAGGACGUGCAAUCAACCAACGGCUCUGCUGAGAGUGAUCAAAUCGAAGAGAUAGAUCCCAGCAAAAUCGUCGAGUUUCCCGGUUUCAAUGUUCCGUUCAAGCUUGGAACAAUGGAUGAAAGCUACGAGAUGGGAUUGCCACAAAUGCAUUGGGAUUUCAGCAAGGAGGCCAUGUUGCAGUUCAUCAAAUCCCAAAAAACGCUGCCGACCAUAGCUCCAAACGACGUGGUGGAAAUUGAUGAUGAUGAUGAUGAUGAUGAAUGCGUAAUUUUAGAGAGCAACAAUCCAGAAACCGAAUCGCCGGUGUCGCCUCCAGGUGUAAAUUCGAGCGAAUCUCUGCCAGCGAUCUCAGAGAAAGAUACAACUCAAAACCCCAGCUCACCUGACAUAGAACUGCUGGAGGCGAGCAAACAGCAGAUAUUGGAGGAACUUGGAGAGGACAACGACGCUUCUCCCAAGUCACCUGAGAAAGCUGGAACUGAAAACUUGGUUUGCGCCACUCCUGAGACAUCACUGGGCAGGAGCAUGUCAUCGGCUCUAGGCACGCCAAUCGUAGACAGUUCGACUCCUUACGAGAAACUGCCAACGGCUGAGAAAUUUUCUCAGGGCGUGAGUGAGCACCUGAACUUUGAGAACCUUCCUGGUGCAACUGGACAGUACGAAAAAAUGAAGGGGAUCAUAAAGAGGGUGCAAAAAAGCAUUCAGGAAUCAUCAAAAUAAAAUUAAUGAUUUAGUUGAAUGUAUUUAAAAAUUUAUUUUUCCAUCGUGACGUACAAGUUAUGAAGCAUAGCCUGAAUUAAAUAAAAUUCUUGAACGUGUCUUCUAUAA
Cloeon dipterum is the source of this 2117-nucleotide messenger RNA. Its product is annotated as zinc finger CCHC domain-containing protein 8 homolog. Gene Ontology annotation, molecular function: RNA binding. Lineage: Eukaryota; Metazoa; Arthropoda; Insecta; Ephemeroptera; Baetidae. The coding region runs from base 183 to 2009 and encodes 608 amino acids. The transcript has 9 exons. Gene Ontology annotation, cellular component: catalytic step 2 spliceosome. The record is from RefSeq and is a predicted model, not a curated record.